AUGAUGGAUUACGACUGCGUGGUUUUGGAUAUUGAAGGCACAACGACCUCAAUCGCAUUUGUGCACGAUAUACUCUUCCCAUACGUUUUGAGAGUGUUGGAUGACUUCUUAAAACAAAAUUGGAGUGAACCUGAAUUGCAACUUCUAGUCGACGCUCUGCGCAAACAGGCUGAAGAGGAUGUUGGACAACAUGUCAAGGAAGCAAACCGCAUCCCUUCCAAUUCAAGUGCUCACGAGAUUCAGGAUGCUGUCGCUGCUUCUGUUAGGUGGCAGAUGAAACAAGAUCGAAAGGCAGGGCCUUUGAAGGCUUUUCAGGGGUUCGUAUGGCGAUAUGGGUAUGCUCAAGGAGAGCUCAAGGGACAUGUAUACUCAGAUGUCGUCCCAGCACUCGAAAGAUGGAAGAAGGCCGGAAAAGACAUUUAUAUUUAUUCGUCUGGCUCUAUCGAAGCUCAAAAACUGAUUUUUGGAUUUUCUGAUGCUGGGAAUUUGCUACUUUAUUUCAAAGGCCACUUUGACACUGGCAUCGGGAUGAAGAUUGAGACAUCUUCCUAUACCAAGAUUGCAAAGAAAAUACACCACUCACCCUCCCGAAUCCUGUUUGUAUCUGAUAACGUUAAUGAGAUACGAGCUGCUGUUGGUGGUGGAUUGCAGGUUGCUAUAACGGAUCGGCCUGGGAAUGCACCGAUAGAUUCGAAGCGUGAUGCUGCUGGACAAGUCACGUGUCUCGUGGCUGGUCAGAGUGUGCAUGUUGUGAAGUCGUUUGACGAGUUGUUUUCGAAUUCGAAGCUUUGA
This is a messenger RNA of Synchytrium microbalum, 792 nucleotides long. It is a transcript of the gene UTR4, whose product is annotated as acireductone synthase. The transcript is spliced from 6 exons. The record is from RefSeq and is a predicted model, not a curated record. Bases 1 to 792 code for a protein of 263 amino acids. NCBI's taxonomy places the organism in Eukaryota, Fungi, Chytridiomycota, Chytridiomycetes, Synchytriales, Synchytriaceae. Gene Ontology annotation, molecular function: magnesium ion binding; acireductone synthase activity.